AAUUUCCCCCUCCCUCUCUCUCUCAAGUUUCAACUGUCUCUCCGUGUUCAACUCGCAGAAAACACAACGAGAAAAAAAUAUAGAGAGAGAAAGUCACACGUUUAGACGCAUAGAACACCAUUAUUGACAGAGAAAGGGCACAAACACAGAAUCGUCCAGUAAAGUUUCGAUCUUUACAAACCCAUUACCAAUUUGAUUUUUCCGAAGACUUUCGAUUUUUCCGCCGGUGUAUUCGCUUAUUUAUUUGUUUAUUCUUCCUGGGAUUGAGAUCUUAUUUUUAGUUGGGUUGGGAUUUUUUUGAUUCUCGGAAGUGGGGGGACGAUUUAGAAUUGUUUCUGUAAACGACCGGGUUCGAGUUCGGGUUGUUGGAAUCGAGUUUAGUUGUUUCCUGGGGAAGAAAAGGGUUUAAGAUUAGUGAUGUUGACCUUUACAGUAGGUUUGUGAUGUAAUAUGGAUGUUGUGGUAGAAUUGGUGAAGAUAUACGCAGAUAUGUCGCUUUACAUUGGUCGCGAGGCUUCUAAGCUUUGGAAGAGAGUUUGUGCAGAAACUGCAACAGAGAUCAACCUUCUUCUCGAGAAUUGGAAGUAUAUUCUUGGUGGUUUAAUUUGUCAGUAUAUUCAUGGACUUGCCGCUCGAGGGGUUCAUUACAUUCAUCGGCCAGGACCAACACUUCAGGAUGCCGGGUUUUUCCUUCUUCCGGAACUUGGUCAGGACAGAGCUUACGUCAGUGAGACAGUUUUCACCUUCAUCUUUCUGUCUUUUGUCUUGUGGACUUUCCAUCCUUUCAUUUUCAAGAACAAAAAGAUCUACACUGUUCUAAUAUGGUGCAGGGUUCUGGCUUUCUUAGUUGCUUGUCAAUUCCUUCGGAUCAUUACUUUCUACUCUACACAGCUUCCAGGUCCAAAUUAUCAUUGUCGUGAGGGAUCAAAGCUUGCCAGGCUGCCUCGUCCUGAUAAUCUCUUAGAGGUUUUAUUAAUAGUUCCUCAGGGAGUGCUUUAUGGCUGUGGAGAUCUUAUAUUUUCAUCUCAUAUGAUAUUCUCUCUUGUCUUUGUGCGGACGUAUUAUAAAUAUGGCUCACAAAGGUUCAUAAAACAAUGUGCCUGGUUAGCUGUUAUCAUUCAAAGCUUCUUGAUCGUUGCAUCUCGCAAACAUUACACUGUAGAUGUUGUUGUGGCAUGGUACACAGUGAAUUUGGUAGUGUUCUUCGUUGACAAAAAACUUCCAGAAUUGCCUGACCGAUCGGUAGCAGCAUUCUUGCUUCCGUUGUCCAAGGACAGCAUGACUAAAGACGAGAACCAGAAACUGUUGAAUGGGAAUUCCGGGGAAACUACAGAGAAGAGGCUAAGAACACAAAUCAAUGGCAAGAUUGAGAACGGAAACACAGUGCAUGUCGAAGCAGUGAAGAACGGUGCAUAAAUGGAUCGAACUUACAACUCCCGAUUGUGAACAGAUUCUAUUUAUUCGACGAACAACCCUCCUUCUGCCCCACCUUCACCCAGGUCGAUUAAUUUUGGUCUGUAGGUUAGGAUAGGAGUUACGAGGGUUAUGCCUUGUGAUAUCCCAUGGUUGAAUCAAAUCAUUCAAAUGUAAACAACAUUGUGUAUCAUGGUAUUACGGUUUCUUUAAUUAGUGCAAUUAUUUUGUUCUUUGUGUUCA
Ipomoea nil (Japanese morning glory) is the source of this 1656-nucleotide messenger RNA. Its product is annotated as phosphatidylinositol:ceramide inositolphosphotransferase 1-like. The record is from RefSeq and is a predicted model, not a curated record. Gene Ontology annotation, cellular component: Golgi membrane; endoplasmic reticulum membrane; trans-Golgi network. Gene Ontology annotation, biological process: ceramide biosynthetic process. Gene Ontology annotation, molecular function: sphingomyelin synthase activity; inositol phosphoceramide synthase activity; ceramide cholinephosphotransferase activity. Lineage: Eukaryota; Viridiplantae; Streptophyta; Magnoliopsida; Solanales; Convolvulaceae. The transcript is spliced from 11 exons. The coding region runs from base 451 to 1416 and encodes 321 amino acids.